AUGUUUCCUUUGAUUAGUGCUACUAGUUUGAUUAUAGUUGGCCUGUUUGUGGUCUGCUUCGCCGAAGACUGCCACCCGGGCUCGGUAAGAGCGUGCCUGGAUCGGUUUGAUCAAAUUAUCGCGAGCUGUGGAGAAGACGUGGACUGCCAAUGCGAUGCUCUCUGGACGUCGGGAGUCAGUUGUUUUGGUACUUGUCCAGAGGAUGCUAAGGCGCAUUUCGUUCGCAACUUCCGUAACAAUGAAUGCAGUGAUCAGGCUUGGAAAAGCUUGGAAAUCUCACCCACCAGCGCCAACUCUAGUUCUCACGAAGAUCUCAGUUUUGCUUCAAUUACUCCAAGUCAUUCCCAUACGGGUAAUACCUGGAAAAGCUUGGACUACUCCACCGCCAGCGUCGAUUUUAGCUCGUACGAGGAUCUCGGGUCUCCUUCGAGUCAUACCCACAAGGAUCAAAGCGAGCCAGUUGCCCAAUCUGCAACAGUAACGGAGGCGGUGCCUCAACUCCCCGGUGCUAAACUGAGACGCUGGUUGAACCAACUCUCACUGGACAACACAAAGACUAACUCCAGCAAAACAAACCUCACGCCUACUGAUUCUCGAUACCUGAAUGCAUCGAUUCGUGCCAGUGUGACUGCAAUGCAGCAGCCCCAGUCCAGCUGGUCGAUUGAGGAAGAGACUAGGAGAAAGCAACUGCAGAGAAUGAAAGAGAAUCUGCAGAGUAUUCGAUCUUCUAGAGCACGCGAAUCAUCUCUAGCUCGAUUAGCAGCGGAAGCUUUAACUAGUAGCAUCACCCCAACCGAGACAGCACCUGUGGAACCCCAAGAAACAACUAGGGAAUCAGCGAGCACCGUGGAGCACGCUCACGAAUCUAGUGCAUCGUCGUACUUCGAAGUUCACCUGGUUGCGAUCGCGCUGUUUCUGUUAUGUCUCAACUUUGGGUUGCCUGCAUUUUGA
Molecule: messenger RNA, 951 nt
Organism: Wickerhamiella sorbophila
Lineage: Eukaryota; Fungi; Ascomycota; Dipodascomycetes; Dipodascales; Trichomonascaceae
Exons: 1
Coding region: 1-951 (316 amino acids)
Source: RefSeq, a predicted model, not a curated record